AUGGUGGACAUUCGUCAGUUCUUCGGAGGUGACAAGAAGCCAGGCUCCCCUGACGAGGCACAGAAGAGAAGCAAGACAGAGGACGAGGGGAAGAGCAAGUUCUUUGAGGAGAAAAAGAGCCCUAAGGCGUCUCCAAAGAGGGUGAAGAAGGAAACACCGAAAGCAUCGCCAAAGAAGAAGGAAACUCCAAAGGCAUCACCCAAAAAGGCCACUCCUAGGAAAAAGGCCGAACCGACAUACGUAAACCUUGAUUCGGACGCCUCUGACUCCGAGGACGAUUUCAAGCCUGAUGGAGAUGAGGAGGAAGAUGACGAUUUUGAUGGUGGUGACUUUGAUGACAUGAAGGAGGAAGAGGAAGCCGAAGAGGAUAAUGACCUUAGCAUCCAGGAGAUCGAGCCUGAGCCUAAACCUAAAGCUGCUGCCAAACCAAAGGCCAAGACAGAGCCUUCUGGAGAUUCCGAUAUAGAUACCGCUAAGAUCUUGGCCCUGAUUGCAGAUGCACCAUUGCCUGAAAGCGGUGAUUCCGAGGAAAAGAUGAAUUACUUCCAAUUGAAGAGCAAGCAACAGAACGUGGCUGCUCCUAGCGGCAACAUCGAGCUUCCAGAGGCAGCACCUAACUGUUUGGGUGGUUUGACCAUCGUCUUCACCGGUGUCUUGCCUAAUCUUGAUAGAGAUGCAGCCGAGUCUGUGGCUAAAGAGUACGGUGGCCGUGUCACCAAAAGUAUCCUGAAAAAAACGAGUCUUGUGGUUAUUGGCGAGGAAGCAGGUCCCUCGAAGGUCAAGAAGAUCAAGGACUUCGGCAUCAAGACCAUCACAGAACAGGGCUUCAUAGAGCUUUUAAGCAAAAUGCCUCCAGAAGGUGGCAGCGGAAAGGAAGCCCAGGCGGCCAAGCUCAAGAGAGAGCAAGAGGAAGAAAAGCUUGCAGAGGAGGCCAGAGAAGCUGAGAGGAAAGAAAAGUCCGAAGAAGAGCGCAGAAGAGCUCGUGCCGCUGAACAAGCCAAGCAGGCAAAGAAAGAGGGAAGACGUCCUCCAUCACCAAAAAGAGAGAUCCCCAACAGCGAGAAGUUGUGGACUGUCAAGUAUGCACCAACUAAUCUCGGCCAAAUUUGCGGCAACAAGGGUAAAGUGGCUAAACUCAAGACGUGGUUGGAAAACUGGCACGAUAACUUCAAGACGGACUUCAAGAAGCCCAAGAACGAGGGCGGCAACCUAAGAGCUGUCCUCAUCUCGGGUCCACCGGGUAUCGGAAAGACAACGGCUGCAUCUCUCGUUGCUAAAGAGCUUGGCUAUGACAUUCUCGAAAAGAACGCUUCUGACGUCAGAUCCAAGUCUUUGCUUAAUCAGACAAUUAAGAAUGUCCUCUCUAACACAUCUGUGGUCGGUUUUUUCAAAGGCAGAGACGCCGAGGUGCACAACAAGAACGAGAAGAAAUUCUGUCUCAUUAUGGACGAGGUGGAUGGUAUGUCCAGUGGAGACCACGGUGGUGCUGGUGCUUUAUCGGCCUUCUGUCGUAUCACCAAGAUGCCAAUCAUAUUGAUUUGUAACGACAAGACGCUUCCGAAGAUGAGAACAUUCGAUAACACAGCUUUCAGCUUGAAUUUCGUCAGACCCAGCGAAACAGAAGUCAGAUCUAGGUUGAUGACGAUUGCCUUGAGAGAAGGUGUCAAAUUGGAGCCCAGUGUGAUUGGACAAUUGGUACAGGCCACCGGUAACGACAUUCGUCAAAUGAUCAAUUUGUUGUCUACUGUCUCAAAGACGCAGAAGCAGAUCAACCGUGGAAACUCUCAAGAGAUUGCAAACAGUUGGAAGAAACACACAGCUCUCAAACCAUUUGCUAUAACCAUGGAGCUUCUUGGCGGUGGCCAGCGCAAAACGCUUAAUGACAAAAUUGAUUUGUAUUUCAACGACAUUGACUUCACUCCCUUGAUGAUACAGGAGAACUACCUCAACGCCAAUCCUUCGGUAUCUCCACAAGAGCGUUUGGAACGUGUCGCUGACGCUGCAGACAGCAUUAGUGAAUCAGACCGCAUCAACAGUUUGAUCCGCUCGAGUGAGCAGCAGUGGAGUUUGCUUCCAUUCCACGCAGUCAUGUCUUCCGUGAUGCCCGCUGACAAAGUAAGAGGUUCCUUCGUUGGUCUGGCUCAAUUCGCUGGCUGGUUGGGCAAAAACUCUUCCACCAUGAAGGCCCAGCGUCUUCUCCAAGAAUUGCACUACCACACCCGUUUACGUACAUCCACAAGCAAGGAUGAGCUUCGUCUUGACUACUUGCCGGCUUUUGAGGAGCGUCUCUCCAAGCCCUUGGUGAAGAAUAGCGAAGAAGGCAUCAGCGAGGUGAUGGAGACCAUGGACUACUACUACAUGACCCGGAGUGACUUCGACAGUGUUUUCGAUUUCGGCCUCAAAACCAAGGCAGCCAAGCAAGUAAAUGAAUUGCCAACAAAGGUCAAGUCAGCCUUUACCAGAAAGUACAAUGCUGCGCAGCAUCCUGUGGCCAUCUACAAGACAGGUGACCUGACAAAGGGCCAACCUCGUAAACAGAAGGCUGACUUUGAGGAUGUGGUCGAGGACGAUACUAUGAAGGAUGACGAAGAGGAGGUUGUGGAAAGCGAGGGCAUCGACAAGAAAGACAAGCUUAUCAAGGAGGUGAAGCCGAGAAAGCGGGCUAAGCCGCAGGCAGCCAAAGGCGCCAAAAAGCAGAAGAAGAAAUAA
Molecule: messenger RNA, 2709 nt
Organism: Candidozyma duobushaemuli
Lineage: Eukaryota; Fungi; Ascomycota; Pichiomycetes; Serinales; Metschnikowiaceae
Gene: RFC1
Product: replication factor C subunit 1
Exons: 3
Coding region: 1-2709 (902 amino acids)
Biological process (GO): DNA replication; DNA repair
Cellular component (GO): DNA replication factor C complex; nucleus
Molecular function (GO): DNA clamp loader activity; DNA binding; ATP hydrolysis activity
Source: RefSeq, a predicted model, not a curated record